Messenger RNA from Oikopleura dioica, 870 nucleotides. Lineage: Eukaryota; Metazoa; Chordata; Appendicularia; Copelata; Oikopleuridae. The record is from the annotation of a GenBank genome assembly.
AUGACAGAACAGAAAAAGGCUAUUGGACUCGGCUGGCAGCUCGGAUUCGCUGCUGUCUCCGGAUGUGGUGCUACCGUUGUGGUUCAGCCAAUGGAUCUCAUCAAAAACAGAAUGCAAACAUCGAAAGGCCUUGGAGUAGGGCAAUGCGUAAAAAGUAUCAUCGCGGAAGGUGGACCCACCGCUAUGUGGACUGGCCUUGGAGCUGGUCUCCUUCGCCAAUGCUCUUACACGACCGUCCGCUUGGGCGUCUAUCGUAAAAUGGAAGAAUCAUACACUGCGAGAAACUUCGGGGAGAAGCUUCUCAUGGGAGGGAGCGCAGGAUUUGUUGGCUCCCUAUUUGGAAACCCAGCCGAAGUGGCGUUAAUUCGAAUGUGCGCCGACGGAAAUCUUCCAGUUAGUGAAAGAAGAGGCUACACGUCCGCCUUCAACGCCUUAUCUAGAAUAGUAAAGGAAGAGGGCCUUGCGACCUUGUGGCGCGGAUCUACCCCAACCAUCGCUCGAGCAAUUGUCGUCAAUGCCGCCCAGUUGGGAACUUACUCGCAAGCAAAGGAAUCCAUCAAAAGUGGUGCUGGCUUGAAUGAGGGUAUUCUUCUUCACUUCUGCGCCGCCAUGGUCAGUGGAAUGGUCACCACGAUCGCUUCCAUGCCCGUCGAUAUCGUGAAAACGCGACUCCAAAACCAAAAGUUCGUCAACGGAGUUCCAGAAUACAAGGGGGUCUUUGAUGUCUUUGGCAGAAUCAUCAAGGCCGAAGGCGUGCUAUCUCUCUGGUCUGGCUUCUGGCCUUACUAUUUCCGACUUGGCCCACAUACUGUUCUCACAUUUAUUUUUGUUGAACAGCUGAAGGGCCUCUACCUCAACUCCACGAAGUAA